GGUUAUAUUAACAGCAGCAUAACUUGAUAUAGCAUCCACACAUCUGAACGAAGCCGCACCAGAACAAGAUACAAGAUGGCUAGCAAGGCUCUGGAAAGAUACUUCUCCCUGGAGGGACGGACAGCGGUGGUAACGGGCGGCACCCGGGGCAUCGGGGCAGACAUGGCGAUUGCUCUGGCAGAGGCAGGGGCCGAUAUUAUACUGAUUCAGCGCGAUGAAAGCAACACCGCUACGAAGCAGACAAUCGAAGGCCUAGGAAAAAAGGCCUGGAUCUACACCUGCGAUCUAGCAUCAGACCAGGACGUCUCGGGGCUGACCGCUAGAAUCCUCAAGGACAGUCAUGAUCCUAGCAUUCUGGUGACUUGUGCUGGUAUCCAGAGACGGCAUCCGAGCCAUGUAUUCCCCAAGAAUGACUGGGACGAGGUGCUGCAGGUUAAUCUGUCUACGGUCUUCACGCUCUGCCGGGAUGUCGGCGCGCACAUGCUCACCCGGACGCCUGACGCGAGCGGCCACAGGGGAAGCAUUAUCAACGUUGCGAGCCUGGUGUCUUUCCAGGGUGGGCUGACUGUGCCCGCGUACGCAGCGGCUAAAGGCGGAGUCGCACAGUUGACCAAGGCCCUAUCCAACGAGUGGGCAUCCAAGGGUGUGAAUGUGAAUGCGAUGGCGCCGGGUUAUGUUGCUACAGAUAUGAAUGAGGCGCUGUUGAAGGACAAGGAGCGUGCAGCGAGUAUUCUGGCCAGGAUUCCGGCGGCGAGAUGGGGUAGCCCGGAGGAUUUUAAGGGUGCUACGAUCUUCCUAGCUAGCAAGGCCAGUUUGUAUGUAUCUGGCGAGAUUUUGACGGUUGACGGGGGGUGGAUGGGGAGGUGAUAGUGGCCUCAACCGAGGAAUGAUACUGCAGUCGGACUAUCUCCGGUGAAACUUGUAUGGAUCUGUAUAGCCAUGGAGCAGUGAUGUAUGCCAUCAAUCGAGAACGUUCAAUCCCACGCAGCGUGGGGGCUUCCUG
Molecule: messenger RNA, 1003 nt
Organism: Aspergillus versicolor CBS 583.65
Lineage: Eukaryota; Fungi; Ascomycota; Eurotiomycetes; Eurotiales; Aspergillaceae
Exons: 3
Coding region: 76-867 (263 amino acids)
Molecular function (GO): oxidoreductase activity, acting on the CH-OH group of donors, NAD or NADP as acceptor
Source: RefSeq, a predicted model, not a curated record